ACAGCUUCGCUACUGUGGCAGAUAUCUGAGUACCUGAUCUACACUAUUCUUUCUGUAGCUCCGCAGCUGGAUCCUCCGCGGCGCGGAGAUCGACUCGGAAAUUGCCCCGCUUUUCCUGAUGACGUUAAGUGCGCCAAGGACCCAUCCUCCGGAAUUUGCCUCUUCGGCCAUCAAAUUGCAGGAAACUUCCACGCAAACCAAGCUUUGUCUUCUUCUCAUCCCACAACCCACUAUCAACGCUCACGACGAGAGACGAUCUACCGACCUCCCAAUCGCCGUUCCCAACAUUGCGAUACGAACGAGAUCUGAUUCAUACCACACGGCGCAGUAUCCCACAGUACCGACGAUGUUCUCGAGAGCAGUGCGCGCGGUUUCGGCCCGGGCGCUGGUCGCUCCGCUGCGGCCGAUGGCUGCUCCGGCGUCCCGACAGAUUGCGCCUCUUGCCGCGCAACCGCCGCGCCGGCAUUAUCACGAGAAAGUCCUCGACCACUAUGCCCGUCCCCGGAACGUCGGAACGCUAGACAAAUCGGAUAAGUCGGUCGGCGAAGGAUUGGUUGGAGCGCCGGCGUGUGGCGACGUUAUGCGGCUUCACAUCAAAGUCGACCCUGAGACGCAAGUUAUCAGCGAUGUCAGGUUCAAGACGUUCGGAUGCGGCUCAGCAAUUGCUUCGUCUAGCUACCUUACUGAGCUCGUUCGCGGCAUGACGCUGGAGCAGGCGUCAAAGGUCAAGAAUACAGAGAUUGCCAAGGAGCUGUGCCUGCCCCCAGUCAAGCUGCACUGCAGCAUGCUUGCCGAGGACGCCAUCAAGUCGGCCAUCAACAACUACUACAAGAAGAACCCCGACGUCAAGCCGACGAACCUGGCAGGGAGGGAGGCCAAGUUGGAGACGCCGGCGACAGCAACGGCGACGGCGACGGCGUGAUCUGCUGGGGGGGAGAGAUGUUUUGUUGGCGUGUGAAUCAUGAGACACCAUGAAUAGGUGACUGCGACCAGUCGGUCGGCAGCGAGUUUCUUUUCCUCGUUCGAUUGGACUCUGGGGAUGGCAU
Molecule: messenger RNA, 1046 nt
Organism: Thermothielavioides terrestris NRRL 8126
Lineage: Eukaryota; Fungi; Ascomycota; Sordariomycetes; Sordariales; Chaetomiaceae
Exons: 6
Coding region: 347-922 (191 amino acids)
Biological process (GO): iron-sulfur cluster assembly; intracellular iron ion homeostasis
Cellular component (GO): mitochondrial matrix; cytoplasm
Molecular function (GO): 2 iron, 2 sulfur cluster binding; ferrous iron binding
Source: RefSeq, a predicted model, not a curated record